AUGGAUAGAAGUCUGGAAACUAGAAGUGAUGAUAAAGACACAAGCAAAGAUGGCCAUGAUAUUAUGGACUCUUUCCCGAUAGCCUUGAACAGGACAAGUAGUGGGAGCCAGGCGGAUAUCGAGCAACUCUGUGCUAAUGGGAUUUCCGAAUUAUUCCUCUUGAACAAGGCCAGCUCUAAACCGCCGGUAAUGCUAAUGAAUGUUUCGUAUGUCUUGGCCCAGAAGAUCGAGAACCAAGUGUCAAAUGGCCAGGCAUAUCGGCACGCGAGAGACACAUCGUUGCUGCAGAUCGACAGGGCACUCAGGAAGAAUGAGAUCCUUGGAGACUGGGUUCUGGAACGUUUACGAAAUAUGGCGAAGCUCAAGGGAGACCGAAAACCAACCCCCGAGGAAAAUAAGGUCGUUCAAGGCAUGCGGCAAGAGAUUGAACAGCUGGACAAAGAGAAAGCGACGUUUGAGGCAGAGAGAUCAAGAUUGGUACGGAAUAUCGAACUUGCUCGUGAAGCCUGGGAACAGGCCGCGUUACCAGUGGAGGAUAUUUUCCAGGAUGUCUUUGCGCAAUGCGGACUGAUAGACGAGCUCUCGUCUGUAAAGGACCAGCGUGACAGCAGAGGCGCCUUUGAAGGACAACUAGAGAACACCAGAGCCUACAUCAGAUUAGAGGAGAAGAGAGCACGUCGGGAGCUGCGUGAAGCUCAAAGACGGCACGAGCAGCAUCGCGAUGCCUUUCGAAGAGGACUUGCGGCAUACGUUGCUGGCGCCGUCGAUCGACCAGAUGCAUCAAAGCACCUUUUGGAGGAAGAGUUCAGCCGUGAUCACGUUCGGACGUGUUAUGAGCUUGCCGGACUAGUAAAACGUGCAGAAGAGACACAUGAAGCUAAGAUCGCAGCAGCAGCAGAGGCGAAUGUCUCCAUCGUAGGCCCAGAUGAUGACAUGAGUCUCAACAUGCCAUACGACCUUAAGGAGUAUGCAACAGUUAAGAUAAAGAGCCUUGAUCAUGAUGCCAUCGAGGCUUGGAAAAAAGGCAUCGAUGCUGAUGCUAAGCCCAACUUGAAGCCUGCAGGAUAUGUGCUGCACAUGGCAGAAAAAUGGAAGCGGGCGCUGGAAGCUGAUGACGACGUUUCGAGCUCGGCAGACGACUCGGUGUGGAAUGAUGGUAUUGAGGACUGUCAAGAUCCAUUAACAGUACACGAGUCUAUAGUACAGCCGGUGUCGCGAAAGUCGGAGAAAGCAGAGCAGUGGCUCAGCGUCAGCGAACGCGCGGUAGGGGAUAGACGGCGGCAGAUCGAGACUCGGAUGCAAGAGAUAAGACCCGUCGAGUCAUGA
Molecule: messenger RNA, 1326 nt
Organism: Alternaria burnsii
Lineage: Eukaryota; Fungi; Ascomycota; Dothideomycetes; Pleosporales; Pleosporaceae
Exons: 1
Coding region: 1-1326 (441 amino acids)
Source: RefSeq, a predicted model, not a curated record